GUGUAGAGUUUGAAAAAACUUCAAGUCAAAUUGAAAGUCAAGAAAACAGUAAAGAUAUAACAAAUAUCACUAACGUGAUUACAGAAUUAUUGUUGCAAAUAGAAAGUCGAAAUGGGAAAAUAAUAGAGUUAAAAAGAAGAAUAAAUGAAUAUUGCGAAGAGAUACUUAACUUAAGGGAUCUUUACAAAAAACAAUAUAAGGUGAAUGAGAGGCUCAUAGAACAAUGGAAUUUUCAACACAGUGACUGGGAUAAACGUGUACAAGAAAUCAUUAAUAUCACACAACUU
This is a messenger RNA of Dentiscutata erythropus, 287 nucleotides long. The record is from the annotation of a GenBank genome assembly. NCBI's taxonomy places the organism in Eukaryota, Fungi, Glomeromycota, Glomeromycetes, Diversisporales, Gigasporaceae.